This is a messenger RNA of Vigna umbellata (rice bean), 3573 nucleotides long. The record is from RefSeq and is a predicted model, not a curated record. Lineage: Eukaryota; Viridiplantae; Streptophyta; Magnoliopsida; Fabales; Fabaceae.
ACGAGGGUUUAUGAAGGGCUUUAAUAAAUGUGGAUGAAAGAACACAACCCUCUUCGUUUUAAGCACCACCAAUGGCGGUUUCGUGUUGUGCAGUGUAGAAUCCCAAUUUGUCACCUAAAUCUUAUCCAACCUAGCUAGGGCAUGAACCAACCUUCAAUUUUCAAAGCCCCAUUCCUUCAUUCAUCCCAUUGACGAAGCCAAUGUUGAAGCUCAUUGCAUCCUCGCGCAUCCACCGGCUGCACCCCACGGUGCUCCGUCCCGCACACGAUUCUGCUUCGCCGUUUCUCAGAGUGCUCAGUUCUCUCGGCGGGUUAAGCCGUAGAAACACUGACGUUGGAGGCAGCAUUCAAAUAUCAAAGCACUUACUAUUGUUGCAACCAACGACCUUGCAUCACUGUUCAUAUAGUGGUAAUUUCUCUCUCGUAUCUUCACACUCUCUGCCCACAGAGACAGAAUCACUACUCAACUUUUGUCACCAACGAGACCUUCCCAGAGCCAUGCAUGUGUUGGAUGCCAUGGAAAGACGCAGAGUUUGGGCCGACGCUAUCGCCUAUUCUGAGCUCAUCAAGUGUUGCCUGGCUCACGGUGCUGUCAAGGAAGGCAAACGUGUUCACCGCCACAUAUUCUCAAAUGGGUACCACCCCAAAACGUUUUUGAUCAACACUCUCAUCAAUAUGUAUGUCAAAUUCAACCUCUUGGAAGAAGCACAUGUGUUGUUCGAUAAAAUGCCUGAACGAAAUGUUGUAUCGUGGACAACUAUGAUAUCCGCUUACUCUAAUGCCAAGCUCAAUGACAGGGCUGUGAGGCUCUUGGUUUUUAUGUUUAGGGAUGGUGUCAUGCCUAACAUGUUUACUUUCUCUUCUGUUUUGAGAGCGUGUGAGAGGUUGUCUGAUCUCAAACAACUGCAUUCUUGUAUAAUGAAAGUGGGGUUGGAGUCUGAUGUAUUUGUUCGGAGUGCGCUCAUUGAUGUUUACUCAAAAUUGGGGGAGCUGCUGGAAGCUUCGAGUGUUUUCUGUGAGAUGGUCACUGGAGAUUCUGUUGUUUGGAACUCCAUUAUUGCUGCGUUUGCUCAACACAGUGAUGGUGAUGAGGCUUUACAUCUUUACAAGAGCAUGAGCAGAGCAGGUUUUCGGUCAGAUCAGUCAACACUUACUAGUAUUUUGAGAGCGUGUACUAGUUUGUCGUUGUUGGAGUUAGGGAGGCAGGUUCAUGUUCUUGUUCUAAAGUUUGACCAAGAUCUUAUCCUCAACAAUGCCCUUUUAGAUAUGUAUUGUAAGUGUGGUAGUUUGGAGGAUGCAAAGCUCAUUUUCAAUCGGAUGACCAAGAAAGAUGUAAUUUCUUGGAGCACCAUGAUUGCUGGGUUGGCCCAAAAUGGUUUCAGUAUGGAAGCACUCAAUUUAUUUGAGUCCAUGAAAGUGAAGGGUCCAAAACCAAACCAUAUUACAUUUAUUGGGAUUCUGUUUGCGUGUAGUCACGCAGGGCUAGUAAGUGAAGGUUGGAUCUAUUUUCGAUCUAUGAAGAACUUGUAUGGGGUAGAUCCUGAAAGAGAACACUAUGGGUGCAUGCUUGAUCUUCUUGGAAGAGCUGGGAUGCUUGAUGACAUGGUUAAGUUAAUUCACGAAAUGAAUUGUGAGCCAGAUGUUGUUACGUGGAGGACUUUGCUUGAUGCAUGCAGGGCACGUCAGAAUGUGGAUUUAGCAACGUAUGCUGCUAAAAAGAUUCUAAAGUUGGAUCCACAUGACACAGGAGCUUAUGUGUUAUUAUCUAAUAUUUAUGCAACUUCAAAAAGGUGGAAUGAGGUUGCAGAAGUUCGGAAGGCUAUGAAAAUAAGGGGCAUAAGGAAAGAACCUGGGUGUAGCUGGAUUGAAGUCAAUAAGCAAAUACAUGCUUUUAUUUUGGGAGAUAAAUCACAUCCUCAAAUAGAUGAGAUCAAUAGACAGUUGAACCUGUUUAUUUGUAGGCUAACUGGUGCUGGUUAUGUACCUGACACAAAUUUUGUACUACAAGAUCUUGAAGGGGAACAAAGAGAAGACUCUCUUAGAUACCACAGUGAGAAACUAGCAAUUGUUUUUGGUAUCAUGAGCUUUCCUAAAGAGAAAACUAUUAGAAUAUGGAAGAACCUAAAGAUUUGUGGAGAUUGUCAUAAGUUUGCAAAACUUAUAGCAAAGUUAGAGCAACGACAUAUUGUAAUUAGAGAUCCUAUUCGAUACCAUCAUUUUAGAGAUGGGGUAUGCUCCUGUGGCGACUAUUGGUAGCAGAUGAGAAGCACAUAAGACGAGAAAAAAUCUAGGACAGCUUUUAAGCUCAAAGCAGCAUACUUCACUCUACAACCAGCUGAUAUGUAUACGAGGAUAAAGUGUGCAGCAGUAGCAUUGCUGUUAGUUAACGUCAGUCUGCUUGAAAAUUGAUCACAAUGCUGAGCAGACGAGGCAAUAAGGAGCAUGUUGAACCGACCACAUUUUACAACAGAUUCUCUAGUUGGGAAUUGCUCAAUCUAUUGAGCAGUAAAAUUUUAGCUUUAGACAAACUAUUUCGAGCAAUAUGAGAACAUUGAUGUUACUCGGGGCGCAAAAGAUUCUUGAUGAAGACCAUUGUGGAUUAACUGAUGUGUAGGAAUGGAUACUGGAAUUCAUAGCUGUAUGGAAAUUAAGGGGAGCUUCACAAGGGAAAAUUAACUGUCUUUCUGGUCCACCUGGAGUGGUCAAUUGCACGUGCCUUGAACCGGAACUUCUUGUGGAAGAUUAGGUUGACGUGGCUGAAAUCAAGGUUGCUAAAGUCUCUGUUUCCCUUUUACAAUUGAAUUACAUAAACGAGUUCAUUAGCAACAUAUGAUGUGAUAUUCUGAAUCCUCAAUAAUGUAUUCUACAGGGUCAUCGUCGAACCUGUAUUUCACAGGAUCUUCUGAAUUCUCUCAAUCAAUCCUUUACUUCUCGAACUAUAAAACCAGCCGUAAUUGUUCUUCACCUAAAAUCGUACCCGACCUCAACGUUAACCGUAUCGAAGUUGCAGAGAUUUGCGAUCUGUUGUUGGGGAGGAUCCUUUUGCACCCCAGAUCUUAGUUUUAUAGAAAAUUUUGAAUUGAGGGAGAUGAAUAAAGUGAAAUACCUGCGAAGCUGAGAGCAACGAUGGCAAGAACAGAGACUCUCGAAAUCCAUGACAGUGACAGAAAACCCUAACUAAGCCUCAAGAUUAUAGAGAAUGUACCGUCUAUAGCAUCCACUUUGAAAUUGAAUGCUUCAAAGAGAGGGAAGAGUCUUGAUGCGUAAACAACCGUGCCUUCUCCGCGGCCUCCGCUGGGCGAUGAUAGUGACCGUUGACCACAAUGUGGACAAAACAAAAUCGAACCAUCUCGAAGUGGUGGGCCGAACCUAUAGACCCAAAACAAAUGCUGGAAGCGUAUUUACUAUUAGAACCCCCAAGUUACUGUACAACACCUCAAAGAAAUUGACAAAAAUAACCCUGCUUUCUGCACUCUCAUAACUUUACACAAGAAAAUUAAGUACACUCAAGUAGAACUAAAAUACCAAUUAUCAAACCAAAUUAAUAUCAUACCUAUUAUCAAACUAAAAUACA